Penicillium cosmopolitanum is the source of this 1488-nucleotide messenger RNA. RefSeq names its product HesA/MoeB/ThiF family protein. NCBI's taxonomy places the organism in Eukaryota, Fungi, Ascomycota, Eurotiomycetes, Eurotiales, Aspergillaceae. Bases 1 to 1488 code for a protein of 495 amino acids. Gene Ontology annotation, molecular function: URM1 activating enzyme activity; thiosulfate-cyanide sulfurtransferase activity; adenylyltransferase activity. Gene Ontology annotation, cellular component: cytoplasm; cytosol. Gene Ontology annotation, biological process: tRNA wobble position uridine thiolation; protein urmylation. The transcript has 3 exons. The record is from RefSeq and is a predicted model, not a curated record.
AUGACCCCCAUCGAGGAUACCUGCACCUCCUUGCGGGCGCAGAUCUCCGCCACAGAAGCCCACCUCGCCGGGCUCAAGCGCGACCUCGCCGACGCCGAGAAAGUCGCGCUGAGCACGCGCCCCACCAGCGAUCAUGAGAAUGCGCCCAAUGGCACUGACACCGACACCGGUCGGUGGCCACUACUCAAGGAGGAAUAUAAGCGAUAUGGUCGGCAGAUGAUUGUAUCUCAGCUUGGUCUGGAAGGUCAACUCAAACUGCGAUCUGCGAGGGUUCUCCUCGUGGGAGCUGGUGGUUUGGGAUGUCCUGCUGCCCAAUACCUCGCUGGUGCAGGCGUGGGCACCAUCGGCCUGAUUGACGGCGACACCGUCGAGAGUUCGAAUCUUCAUCGCCAGGUGCUUCACCGGACGAAGAAUGUCGGGAAGUACAAGGUGGAUAGCGCCAUUGAGGCACUGAGGGACCUCAACCCCCAUCCGACGUACAUCCCUCAUCGAACACACCUCACCCCCGAAGACGCCCCUGCGAUCUUUGCCAACUAUGACUACAUUCUCGAUUGCACCGAUAAUCCGGCGACGCGAUACCUGAUCUCCGACACGGCCGUGCUACUCGGCAAGACGUUGGUGUCUGCAUCUGCGUUAAGAACCGAGGGCCAGUUGAUGGUACUGAACAACCCGCCUCGACCACCAGGAGAUCCAGAAGGAGGCCCAUGUUAUCGAUGUGUCUUCCCUAAGCCACCGCCAGCGGACAGUGUUGUCAGCUGUGCAGACGGGGGAAUAUUAGGACCCGUGGUCGGUACAAUGGGAGUUCUACAAGCGUUGGAAGCCAUCAAGGUGAUCACGGCGCCAUCCCCAGAUAGCUCGAGCUCGACACCAAAACGCGAAUCGCCGUCGCUCCUGAUCUUCUCCACAUACUCCAAUCCUCAAUUCCGCUCUAUUCGCUUGCGCGCCCGCCGGGCCAACUGUGCUGUCUGCUCGGGCGAUGCCUCGGUGACCUUGGACACGAUCAAAUCCGGAUCCACCGACUAUGUGUUUUUCUGUGGCUCAGCGACUCUUCCAUCUUUGCUGGCGCCCAGUGAACGUAUCUCACCGGAGGCAUACCGCGAAAAGCACUCGCCGUCCACCAACAUAGAUAAAUCCAUUAUGAUUGAUGUGCGCGACAAGGCACAAUUUGGUAUUUGCAGUCUGGAAAAUAGCAUCAAUGUUCCCAUCGGCGAUAUCCUUGCUUCAAGGGCGAAGCCUGCGAGCUUGAACCAAGGUCCCGACAAUACUUCCCAGCCUGAACUGCCCUCCUGGGUCCCCACCGAGCUCACCUCGUCCGAGUCCAAAGACCCCAUCUAUGUGGUGUGUCGGCUCGGCAAUGACUCCCAAAUCGCCGUUCAGAAGUUGAAGGAAUUAGGACUGGACCAGAAUGGACAACGAUACAUUGGAGAUAUCCAAGGUGGAUUUCGGGCAUGGCGGGAGCAGGUCGACCCGGACUGGCCGGAGUACUGA